AUGCUCUCGCUGAAGACGAAGCUGCGCAAAACGGCCAGCUUGCGGGAGCGGGAGACACACACCGGUCCUGCUGCUGUUUCUAGCUCCAGCUCCAGCUCUGGGGUCGAGUCGAUGGCGCUGGCCAAGCGACGCAGUCGCCUACAGCUGCUCCGAGGCAGUGGCCAAACAGCCAGCGAGGAGGGCGCCGUUGCUUUUGUGAAGCGCGACUCGAGGCGUGACCGACGACGUGGCGCCACCGGCAGUGGCAGCAGCAGUAGUCGGGGCAGCGGGGCAUCAACAAGCGGCGGCCUACGCAAGUCACAGUCCCUGGACGCAGCCGAGUGUCUCUCUUUGGCGAGCAUCCAGUCACCACUGUGGGUAACCCUCACGAAUGCCCGUACCAUCGAGGAGUUGGCCCAGCAGAAACUAUAAGUUCUACUUAUCCAAAACGCUGGCCCUUAGCUGUUAACUUAGUUCAAAAUUUAGCUGAAUAUUCGCAAGAAAUCAAACGGUUUUCUUCCCCAUACAAACAUACACAUACAUGCAUACAUACAUAUAUAUGUAUAUUUACGUAUGUAUAGUAUAUCCCUAAGUGUAAUAAUGUACCGACAAAAAAAUAUAAGUAUAUACAAAAACAACAACUGGAAUAGCAAAACUAAUUACGACCACCUCCAUGUAAAUGUUUCAGCAACAACAACAAUUCCCAACAAAUAUUAACGAACUUGCAUGUAAACUAAAGA
Molecule: messenger RNA, 719 nt
Organism: Scaptodrosophila lebanonensis
Lineage: Eukaryota; Metazoa; Arthropoda; Insecta; Diptera; Drosophilidae
Exons: 1
Coding region: 1-411 (136 amino acids)
Source: RefSeq, a predicted model, not a curated record